Molecule: messenger RNA, 1752 nt
Organism: Tarenaya hassleriana
Lineage: Eukaryota; Viridiplantae; Streptophyta; Magnoliopsida; Brassicales; Cleomaceae
Product: VAN3-binding protein-like
Exons: 8
Coding region: 63-1460 (465 amino acids)
Biological process (GO): auxin-activated signaling pathway; leaf vascular tissue pattern formation; phloem or xylem histogenesis
Source: RefSeq, a predicted model, not a curated record
AUCACCAUCUCCACCACCAUUAACUCUCUCUCUUUCUCUCUCUCUCUCGCACCAUACACAAAAUGGAGAAACCUAUGCUCGAGACAUGGCGACGCGACCCGGCCUUCCGGCCGCCGGAGACACCGAGAGAGCCGAUGGAGUUCCUCUCCCGCUCAUGGAGCGUGUCGGCUGUCGAGGUCUCCAAGGCUUUGACCCCGUCGUCUUCCCAGCCCCCUCCGGCGACUCACCUCCUCCUCUCCAAGAUCUCCGGCGGCGGCGUCAUACUGGAGGAGGAAUCCGUCGCCGGCGGCGGCGGAGACCCGGAGGAGAACGGCAUCGCCGUCUCCGUCUCCGGCAACCCUUUCUCCUUCGCCUCCUCCGAGACUUCUCAGAUGGUCAUGGACCGUAUCUUGUCUCAGUCUCAAGAAGUGUCUCCAAGAACGUCAGGUCGGCUCUCGCACAGCAGUGGUCCUCUGAACGGUUCCUUGACCGACAGCCCUCCUGUUUCCCCGCCGGAGGCCGACGACAUUAAGCAGUUUUGCCGGACGAACAACAACACACUGAACCAGAUUUCGCAGUUCCGUACGACGGCGGUGACUCCGGGACCCAUCACCGCCACGGCCACUCAGUCCAAGACGGUGGGUCGGUGGCUGAAGGACCGGAGGGAGAAGAAGAAGGAGGAGACGCGUACCCACAACGCGCAGGUCCACGCCGCUGUCUCCGUCGCCGGAGUCGCUGCCGCCGUGAAUGCGACCCUUGUGGCUGCUCAGUGCGUGGAGGCUGCUGAAGUGAUGGGAGCCGAGCGCGAGCACUUGGCCUCCGUCGUGAGCUCCGCCGUCAACGUCCGCUCCGCCGGAGAUAUCAUGACGUUAACCGCCGCAGCUGCCACAGCGUUAAGAGGUGUGGCGACAUUGAAGGCGAGGGCACUGAAGGAAGUGUGGAAUAUUGCAUCAGUGAUUCAGAUGGAUAAAGGGAUAAAUUCAGGAGGAUGCAGCAAUCAUAAUGGCAACGGCAAUGGCAAUGGUAACGGUAACAGUAGCAAUGGCAGCUCAAGCAGUAGCCAUAGCGGUGAACUCGUCCCGGAGGAUAAUUUCUUGGGGAUUUGCAGCAGAGAAUUGCUUGCUAGAGGCUGCGAACUCCUCAAACGCACCCGAACAGGUGAUCUCCAUUGGAAAAUAGUCUCAGUUUACAUCAACAGAAUGAAUCAGGUUAUGUUGAAGAUGAAGAGCAGACAUGUUGCAGGGACCAUCACCAAGAAGAAAAAGAACAUAGUGCUUGAGGUGAUAAAAAAUGUACCGGCUUGGCCCGGCCGCCAUCUUCUCGAGGGCGGGGAGGAUUUCAGGUAUUUCGCCCUGAAGACGGUUUUACGAGGCGUUGUGGAAUUCGAAUGCCGAAGCCAGAGGGAGUACGAUGUGUGGACUCAAGGGGUGGCAAGGCUUCUUGCUGUCGCAGCCGAGAGGAACAACAGAUGUAGAAUCUGAAUGAUUUUUAUGGGGGGUGUUGUUUUUAACUUAUGGGGUCAAAGUAGAAUUUGGAGAAAGUUUAGGGGUUCCUUUUAGAGGGUUUCUUUUGGGGGAGGGUAUAGAAUGAAAUUGGCGAGAGUUUUUAACGAUAGUAUUAGUGGGGGGUUGGGGGGAGGGGGGACUUUGCUAAAAAAAAAUGUUAGUGGGUGUUCGUAAUUUCAUGUUCUCUAUUUCCUUUUUUUUUUUGGUGUUUUUGUAAAAAUGUUAUAUAUAUAUAUAUAUAUCUAAGUUUUAAUGGGGUGGGUCCAUA